Verticillium nonalfalfae is the source of this 6114-nucleotide messenger RNA. RefSeq lists its product as uncharacterized. The transcript is spliced from 6 exons. Gene Ontology annotation, molecular function: protein binding. The record is from RefSeq and is a predicted model, not a curated record. Lineage: Eukaryota; Fungi; Ascomycota; Sordariomycetes; Glomerellales; Plectosphaerellaceae. The coding region runs from base 1 to 6114 and encodes 2037 amino acids.
AUGGCGCGGGCGACAUCACCAAAAAGCUCGCGAUCCAGCAGUCAUGAGAGCGGCGGCACUGAGCGACGCAGAGGCAAGAUGUCCCAGGUCAUUGAGUCGGAGGACGAAGGCUCGUCUGCAAACGAUGAUGAAGACGAAGACGAAGACGAUGGACCCAACGGUGAUGCCGCCUCCCUGAGAAGCAACUCGGAAGAUGAGCUUGGUAGUCAUGCCGACGACAGGUCGGACGCGGGGUCAACUCAAAGCCGCGACGCCAUGGACGACAUCAAAUCUGGCGAGAAAGCCAAAGACAAAAGCGUCGACGAGAACGGCGACGGGAAAGCUGAUACCACUACACCGCCGCCGCCGGAGAGCGUGAGAACACAAUCACCGGCAGACCAGAUUGCACCUAUAGAAUAUGUGCCGUAUGAUGAGCCUGAUUUUGGCCUCGUGGACGGGGAUCGCGGCGUUCUUAAAGAUGGCAUAGACUUUGACGUUGUUCUCGUGCAUGGCCUCCAUGGCAGCAAGGCAACCACAUGGUGUGAUGAAGGGGAGUCGUGGAACAAAACUCUGAUCAAAGAAGACCUGUUUGGUUAUUGGACAGUCCGGGAACUAUACUACUGGUACGAAACCAACUGGGAGUCAACUCACAUUUACUUCCCUGACGGCAUCAACGAGGAAGCACAGAAAUUGGUGGAUGAAUUGGUGGAGGCGAGGAAAGGUCUCGACACAGAGAAGCCCCGUCCAAUCGUCUUCGUAGGCCAUGAUAUCGGCGGCCUCAUCGUCAAGAAAGCUCUUGUCAUCGCAGCCUCAAAUGCCGCCAAAUAUGGCAACAUUCCUUGGGAGACGUCAACCCUGAUCUUCUUAUCAGUCCCAAACCGCAUCAGAGAGCUGGAGCGACUAGAGGAUGAGCUGAUCGACCUAAUCAGCACGGACACAACGAUCCCGGGCCUGGUGCGCAAGGCGUCGCAACUGGCACGCGAUAUCAGGACGGUCAACGCCGAGUUUCUCGACACCAACAUGCUGCUCCGCGCAAGCAUUUUCAGCGUGUACUGUCGUGACAACCGCGACUUCGCGACUGAGAAUGAAACAACUGGCUCGCCCUUCCCAUUCAACAGAUUCACGGCCGUCUUCGAGACGCCGUUUGAGUUUUGUUGCCACACAUACAGAUCGCACAAAAACAUCACCCGUAAGCCAGCAAAAGGAGACUCAGACUGGCCCUUGGAAAUCAAGAGGGUAAUUAAUGAACUCCCCUUUUAUACAAACAUCCAUGAUAGCAUAGCAAGACCCAGUAAGAGGCUCCUCUCAUCGACUCCUCCGAUUUAUCCAUACUCGGGGAGGGAUUAUCACGAGGACCUGUAUUCGUGGUUCAUCGACCAUGAAUCAUGCAACGAGUGGUUGGCAAGCAAUCGAGGUCUCAGCAUAAUGCAUGUGCAUCAUCAAGUCGAAGAGGCAGACAAUAGUGCCUCGCAGUCCAUCGGCGCUUCACGAGCUGUCGGCAUGUCACAGGCCAUCUUCACCUGCAUAUACACGUACCUCAAGGAUCAUCCAUCCAAAGGAGAGAACUGGAUAUGCUACUUCCGUUUCGAUAAGACCGAUGCGCGUUACAGGGACAUCAAGGCGAUGCUCAUAACAUUUCUCACCAUGAUCAUUUCCCGCUUUAGCUUUGACGUCGGCAGUGCUGCGGAGGGGAUGGAAGAUUUUGACAGGAACGUCAAUGUUAGCGACCUGGUCGACAUCUUCCAGGGCUUUAUGGGGCUACGAGACAACUACAACACGGAGAAAAUCACGUUUUGCGUCGGCUGUUUCGACCAGUGCGAGGAGGAGUCCCGCAACUGGUUUUUGAGAGAGUUGAUCCGACUGGGAAGUCUCAAGGAAAGCCGUGACAAGUGGCUGUUCGACAGUAGCGAUCCCGACUUCCUCAAGGCGGAGGAGGUGCCGUCUGGCGGUAUUUGGAGGAUCAACGCCGCAGACGCGGCGACGUGGCGUCCGCGCAGUCCGAGUUCCAACUCUCAGGCGAGUGUCAGCGUGCGAGGGUCCAGCCCAGUACCAGAGCCAGACGUGGCAGUUGCGGGAUCUGUCGUCGGCGACGGGAAUACCCAGAAGAGCGGCGAUGCCGUUGUCGAUGGCCCAGAUAUCCAUCCUGAUACAGAAUCAAAGAAGGAUGAUGCCGAAGCUCCAGCUGCCGACCAGGUAUCGAAAACGGAUGGCGAUAUCCUCAUUGAGAUCCCUCAAAACACCUCAGAAACUCCAGCAGCGGAUGAUGACCCUGUAGCGGGCGAGGGAACCCCCACUUCAGAGGUUGACGAUGCCGUGCCGGUCCCAGCCAUGAACUCCCGGAUUUUAAGGGUGCUGGAUGACAGGCCAGUGCUCCACCACAUCAAAGAGGAACUCAAGGCUCUAGUCUGCCAACAUAAGGGCGAGACCACGAAACCCGCCUGUGCUGUUCUCGACUGGCUCUUCCGCAAGAGCCAACACGCCACAAUGGCCACAGUCGAGGCGCUUGUCGCCAGGCCAAAGUCGCUUGGCCCUGAUGAAGUUUUCCGGAGCAUGCUUGACUUUGUCGACCAGGAGACCCAAUCCCAGGCGCAUAGGCUCGUCACUCUUCUUCGACACACACUGCGACCACUGUCGAGCCACGAAGCCGCCGUUGCUCUGACCGCCAUGGCGCAUCCUCGAGCGACACUCACGGGCGCUGAUGUUGCGGGCAUAAUCGACCCUCUGCUUCACAACUUCCCAGGCGUUUUUGAGUUGAGAGGCCAAGAGAUCUUCGUCUGGUCCCUCUUUGAACCAUUGUCGGAAGAAAUGGACUCGAAGGCCCAUGGUGCGAUGGCAGAGUUAUGUUUACAGUACCUGCUCCAGCCGGACGUCCAUCCUCUGAUCGAAGAACACUCUGACAAUGUUGCCAAAGACUCCUGGGUUGCUUUUGAGCCUCGUCGCGACUUUGUUUCCUAUGCAGCCCGGUACUGGUUGGACCACUACCGUCUUGCCGGCUCGGACGCCCCCAAAGAGUACGCAUACUCCUUCUUCGGCGACGUAAAGGCAUCAAGGUCCUGGCGAGAGGCUGCCAUCAGUCGUAUGAUGUUCGGAUUUCCGCUUCGCCACUACUUUUCCCCCAUUCCCCAGAUUGCGUCGACAGGUCUUGACGAUCUUCUUGAUCGACGCCUCGAGGAGGACAAGGACUCGGCCACCUUUUCAGCGGACUGCGACCUCGCGUUGAGCGAGGCAGCAUCCAGCAACCACAGUUCUGUCGUUUCUCUGCUCAUCGAGAGAAGGGAUCCGAGUCCAGCGGCACUCAAAGACGCCUUUCGAUUCGCAGCCGGCGACGGAUGCGACGCUGUCGUCGAGGUUCUCAUCGAAUACGCAUCCCGUGACGGUAACGCCGCCAAAGUGGAAUGGCCCGACAACUUGCUAUCCCAGCUCAGUGACCUGGGGAGGCACGAUCACUUGCGAAGACUCCUUGCGUUGGGCCUGAGUCCAGAUCCCAAGGACUCCCACACUAUGGAGCCAUACUUUCCCUCGCCACUCUCCGUAGCUCUGUCCGGCCCUCACCUUGAGGCAACCAAAGUGCUUGUUGACGCCAAAGCCGACAUUCUGGCGGUGGGGAAGAAAGGCGCUCGGCCCCUGACGGUAGCCUGUCUAGUCGGCGACCCUGAGAUUGUCAGGCUUCUCAUCGAAAAGGGCGCCGAAAUCGAGGCGCAAGACGAGAACGGCGUGACAGCCCUGCAAGGCGCCACAGACUGGGGCCGGCUCAAAGCGGUCGAAGUCAUGCUAGCACACGGGGCUGAUCACUCCUAUGGGCAGACCGACGACAAAGAGGCCAAUUCGACAACUUGGAAACCCAUCGUACAGGCCUCCCAGAAUAAUUACGCCAAAAUUGUGGCCCUGCUCCUGUCCAAAGGGGCCGAUGCCAACGCCAACGGACCCAGUGGCUGUGCGUUGUACCUCGCUGCCAGAGGAGGACAUGUCGACGUUUGCAAGAUGCUGCUUGAGAACGGGGCCGUAGCCAACGUGUCAACGACAGAAUUUGCCUCGCCUCUCUCUGUUGCCGUUGAGACCGGCAAAUUGGAACUCGUUCAGCUGCUGCUAGAUCACGGGGCUGAGAUUGAAGCUGUCUUCAAAGGCACCGGGGAUGAUGACACCAAAGACACGCCUUUGACCAUCGCCGCAAGGCAAGGUUUGACAGAGAUUGUGGAGCUUUUGCUGGAACGCGGGGCUAAUCCGAAUCACUACGAGGGUGAUCUCGACCCCCCGUUGUACUUAGCAAGCUGGCGUGGCCAUGUCCUGAUCGUCAAGAUGUUGCUCGAGAAGGGUGCGGACCCGAACGCACAGCUGGACGGCCAGGAUUGGACCGCCGUUCAUGCUGCGUAUGACAACCCAGAAGCUAUGCGGCUGCUGCUCGCAAAAGGGGGUGAUCCGGAUCGUGUGGCAGACUCGAGUACGGCCUUGCUUCUAGCAGUCAGGUGGGAUAACUUGGGAACUCUGAAAGCGGUACUCGAGCGGUCCCCGCGACCGAAUCUUGAGGCUGAGGAUGACGAACAUAUGACGGCUCUAUGCCGCGCGUGUCAGUCGUCAUCAGAUGAUGCGCCAGAAAUGAUUCGAGCUCUCUUGGACGAAGGGGCGGACCCGAACCAUGGCGCCGGUACGGACAACCUGCCUCUGCACCACUGUCUGAAGCAAGAGGCAUGCUUGCAGGCAUUGCUGGAAUCCCGACCCCAACUGGAUGCCAAAGACAGCCAAGGUGAUUCGGCAUUGCAUCUUAUCCCAUUGCUUGCAACAGGGAACGUUCUUCGAAAAUUAGUCAUGGGAGGGGCAGACAUUGAAGCUGUCAACAACGGUGGGUUGACACCUCUCGCAAAGGCCGUGAAAAGUCCCUUCAACGACGUGUCGGCCUUGUACUUAAUCAAGAAAGGGGCCCAGCCGAACUUAACAGCUCCAGGUUUCGAAGGAAUUCUCCACGAGGCUGUCCGAAACUGCGACCUUCCAGUGCUCAAAGCGCUCGUGAAAGCUGGUGCAGAUGUCAACGCGCUCAGCGGUGAAACAGGUUCAUCCAUACUGUAUCUGAUGGCACGCUACUUGAGUAGCAGCAUGACAGGGACCCGGGAGACGCUGGAGUAUUUCGUGGAAGAGCUCGGUUUGCCGGUCAACAUCUAUGGUGGACCACUCGGGUGGCCAUUGACGGCGGCGGCUCAUAGGCCGGGCGUCGCCUUCGAGUACUUGCUGGAGCAUGGGGCCAACACUGAAGUUGAGGAUAGCAUCGGUCGACGGCCAACACAUGUGGCUGCAAUAGGGCUAGAUUUUGGGCCGGCAUUGCGAUCACUCAUAUCACGCGGUGCCUCGGUUUUGACGUCCGACAAGAUGGGUUUGUUACCAGUGCACUACGCUGCUCACGGCGGGCACCCCGAACAGCUUGAAGUCCUGCUCGAUCAACCGGGCGUUUUGGUCAACGCGCCCGACACUGACGGAUGGACCCCGCUCAUGUGGGCUUGUACCAACAGACGGUUCCCAGUCGAAAGGAUCAACCUCUUAAUCGCCAAGGGCGCAGAUAUAUGGGCACGAGGAGAUGGCUGGGACCAUCAGUGGUCCCCGCUGCGACUGGCGAGGUUCAACGGCCUUGACGCAGAGGUUCAAGCUCUGCUGCAGCCGGACAGCGCAGCCAAAGGUAGUGAAGGUGUCGAGCCUGAACGAGUAUGGGACGAAGAGUUUCACCAGAUUGAGGAGGGCAAUUGGUCACAUGGCGAAUGCUUUGCUUGCAUGUCGGACAUGAGCGGAAAACGCUGGCGCUGCAUAUCGUGUCCCGUGGAAUCUUUUGUUGAAAUCUGCUUCAAAUGUUAUCGAUACAAAGAGAUGAUCCACGGACAGCAUGAAUUCAAGGAAGAGGGAUUCGAGUUUGAGCAUGAGAGGUUGAAAAGUCUGGAAGCAGCUGGGGCGAACACGCCUUUUGGGGACCAUGGCGAUAAUGCAUCCGGAUCGUUGUCAGAUGAUGGCGAGACCGAGCUCAGGAUAACGAAGAGAGAUCGCCGCGCAAGUCGCAGCAGCAACAGCGACAGUAGGAGCGACAGCAGUAUCGGUAUCGAGGACGAGGAUAGUGACGAAGGCCUCAAUGAGGACGAGAGUAGUGGGGACGAGAAGUAG